AUGUUUUUGAUUGAUAACAUUGAAGUUAAAUGUCCACAUUGUUAAUGGAAAGGUAAAACUAAAGAUCUUAAACUUCAUUAGUAAAAAUAUUGUAAUCUUAUAUCAUGUCCAUUUAAUUGUGAUGGAUAAUUUAGUGCAUAAGAAUUAGAUAUUCAUAAAGAUAUUUGUUAAAAUAGAAUUAUUAAAUGUCCAUAAUUUUGUGGUGAAGAAUUCGAGGCUCAUCAAGUAUUUUAUCAUCUCUAAAAAUGUAUGUAUUCAUACAAACAAUGCAAUAAAUGUAAUUGUAUUUUGUAGAAUGUUAAAUUACUAAAUCAUAAUUGUAAUACUGGUUCAUGUCGUAAUUCUUAAUUUGGAUGUACUAAAAUAGAAAUGCAUUCGAAUUGUGAUUUUGAAUUAAAUUAUUGUAAGAAUUGCUUCAAUUUCUUAAUGAAUAAAGAUUUAUAGACUCAUAAUUGCUAAAAUAAGAUUAGUAUAUAAUAAUUAUUAAAAUCUUAUCAAAAUGAAUUAAUUGAAUCAUUAAACCCUGUCAAACAUGAUCUUAAACUCUUAGAAAAGGCUAUGAAAAAAUGUUAAUUAGAAUCUAUACUAUUAUUAGAUGUUCCAUCUGAUAAAAUAAACAUUAUUGAAAUCUUACAAUCUUUUGGACCAAUACAAAAUCUUAAAUAAUAUUUGAGCUUUCCAAAUAUUGAAUAAAAAAAGGUGGCUGUUAGAUAUUUUAAUUCCAAUUCAACUCAAUGUUGUAAAAGAUAUAUUUAAAUAUUUGGAAUUACAUCUCAAUCUUUGGAAAUGGGAUAGAAAUCAAUUAAAUUAUAAGCAAAGUAGAAGAUAACAUGA
Paramecium sonneborni is the source of this 834-nucleotide messenger RNA. The record is from the annotation of a GenBank genome assembly. Lineage: Eukaryota; Ciliophora; Oligohymenophorea; Peniculida; Parameciidae.